CUGGAAUCACUACUAGUGGUAAAUCUAUAGUAUUUUAUAGUAUUUACCAUAAUAUAAUGCAUUGUGAAUACUAUAGGUAUUUCUACUAUUACAAUUAGUAGCAGUAUGAUAGCUGACACAUCUACUCUUAAUACUGGAAUCACUACUUAUAGUGCAUUUGUAAUUCCUUCUGAUACUAUGUCUGGACCUGAAUUAACAUCAAAAUCAAUACUUGCAUCAAUAUUAGUAUCAGAAUUAGAAUCAGUAUUUGCUACUUCAUCAAGUACACCUCUCUCUCCCACCUCUCUUUCAACAGCAUCAGCUAUAAUAAUUGGAGCGACACUGACAACAGCAUGUAUAGUGGCUAUCUUUAUAUUUUUGAUAAUAGUGGCAUAUAUUUGUGUGACAAAAAAGUCAUCAAGUGUUAAUAGACCAUCAGAUGAUAGCAACACUCAGCAAGGCACUACUGGAUCCAUCACAACAGAUGAUAGAUCACUACAAGAUAAUCCAGCAUAUGAAUCUGGUGUAAUUACUGCUGAUAAUCCAGCAUAUGAAUCUAAUAUUAUUUCCACAGAUGUUAAUAGACCAUCAGAUGAUAGCAACACUCAGCAAGGCACUACUGGAUCCAUCACAACAGAUGAUAGAUCACUACAAGAUAAUCCGGCAUAUGAAUCUGGUGUAAUUACUGCUGAUAAUCCAGCAUAUGAAUCUAAUAUUAUUUCCACAGAUAAUAAUCCAGCAUAUGAAUCUAACAUUAUUUCCACAGAUAAUAAUCCAGCAUACAAUGUCACCAAUAAUAGUCCAGAAGUAGAAGACAAUGCUGAAUACAUGUACAUAGAUUAAAGUUUAAAAGAUCAUGCCGAUGCAGUGUCAGAAUUAUAGUUAUUGUAAUUUUUGGGCUUUUGCAAUUUUUUAGUUGUGUUUACCAUGUUUUCUUUAAAAUGAUUCCAUGUAACAGUAAAAUGUAAAGUGUUUUUCAACUACAAAAUUAAAUAGAUCUAGCACUAGUAACAACCAACAUAUGAAUCUAUUUUCA
Molecule: messenger RNA, 1015 nt
Organism: Amphimedon queenslandica
Lineage: Eukaryota; Metazoa; Porifera; Demospongiae; Haplosclerida; Niphatidae
Exons: 3
Coding region: 106-822 (238 amino acids)
Source: RefSeq, a predicted model, not a curated record